Molecule: messenger RNA, 1267 nt
Organism: Cuscuta europaea
Lineage: Eukaryota; Viridiplantae; Streptophyta; Magnoliopsida; Solanales; Convolvulaceae
Source: the annotation of a GenBank genome assembly
GCCACUUUUUGUAGAUGAGUAUUUGUAAUGAGUUUGUCUUGUUCUUGUUAUUCACAUAGAUGUAUAAUUAUAUGCUACAGGAUGCAUUCAUAUUUAAGUGAAAUUGAAAGUGUGACAACAGUGUGAUGCAUAUUAGUGGUUCAGUAUCGACAAAAAAUAGAUGCAAUAUGUGGAAGUGUAAGAUGUAGUAAUUGUGGUUAUUGUAGUUGGAAUGUAAAGGAAUUUGGUGAUGAAUAAUUAUGUGUAAGAUGCAUAAGUUUAAGAGACGAUAUGCAGUUUUUUUAUGAAUAUGACUUGUGCUUGUGAGUGAUAUAAAUGCAUAUUUAAAUGCAUUUAACCAAGCAAGUUAUUACGGUUUUCAUAAUAGUUAGAUUAUGAAUUGUGGUUGUGAGCCAUGUAGUAUUGCUUACAUUUUGAAGCAGUUAAAUUGUGGUUUUCGUAUGUGACUAGCUCCAAAGUUUCAUGUACAUAUAAUAGAAAAUCAAAACGAGCAUUAAGUGUUAGGAAAAAAAGACAGCAAGAAGGCGCAUCCACAAGCAACUUGCAACAAAACAAAAAGGGCAAAGGGAAGACGAAAUAGAGCAAAGGAAGAGACGCUCCUAUGAUGAAUAUGCAGCAUGAUGAUGCACAAAGAUACGAAGUGAGAGGCAAAGGUGUGAAAGAUAGUGAAAGACUAUCACUGACCAUGAGGAGGAGGACUAGGAGCAUGAUGCAGUCAAAAAGUGAUGAUCAUGCAGAAAAAUCCCAAAAUGAUGAUGAACAGUCGAAGACAAAAAAUACGAUGAGUGACAGUGAUGAAGCUUUUGAAAGUCCUCCUAAGUCUUUAAAAAAUGUAGGUGGUGCAGUUAAACAUCAAAGAAAGGAGCAACACAAGAAAGGUGAUUAUGAGGAGAUCAAGGAAGAAUCUACAAGUUUGUACAACAGAUCAUCACCAAAUGUGAUUGUCAAUGCAAUAUCAAAGUUUAAUGACAAGCAAAGAGAAGAGGUCAUUAAUAUAGGUUUUGGAGCAAUGUUGCAGCUACAUAUCCAAGAUUUGCCUUUAAGACUUGGAUAUGGGAUUGUAGAUAACUUUGACCCAAGGAGUUGCACACUAAAGCUGAAUGGUGACAAACUUCAUGUGACAUACAAGGAUGUUGAGAAUGCACUAGGAUUCCCUCAAGGAGAAGAAAUUGUAGUGAAGAAACUGAAAAAAGAGAAAAGUGCUCUGGCAGAUGAGUGGAGGGCUUUAUCUGGUGCAAAGGAAAAAAUUACUCCAACCAAAGUUGCC